Messenger RNA from Tetranychus urticae (two-spotted spider mite), 1983 nucleotides. The record is from RefSeq and is a predicted model, not a curated record. Lineage: Eukaryota; Metazoa; Arthropoda; Arachnida; Trombidiformes; Tetranychidae.
UCUUCUGCUUUUUUUGUAAACAUAUUUCCUUUCUUUUUCUGUUUGAUAUUUAAUCAUUUUAGAGUUAUUUUUUGUUGUAUUUCUUAUAAAAUGCCAAAGUUUAGUAAAGUAUGGAAUUAUUUUGAAAAAAUAAGUCAAGUUGAAACCAAGUGUUUAAAAUGUUCAAUGAAGAUAAAAUCACAUGGUAACACUACCAAUCUCAGUAAACAUUUGCAAGUCCACCACAAACAAAUUUAUGCUACCAUAUUUCCGAAGUCUGGUGAUUCUGAUCAACCCAAUAUAGAUGACAAAAUUAAUGAAGUGAACUCUUUUCAAGGUAAGUCAGUGCAAAAUUGUUAAAAUACGUUCUAAUUUAAGCUUUUUUUACCAUCAACAAAUAGAAGGUUCAAUGAAGAAAAUUGUUGACAACCAUUUUAUCUGGUGGAUAGUGAACAAUGCCUUACCUUUUCGUAUUGGUGAAUCAAAUGGUUUUGAAAAUUUUGUUAAAGCACUAAAUAGGAACUACAAGCCACCAAAAAAGGAUAAAGUUAAAAAGCUAAUCUGUGAAAUGUAUGAUGUAAAGAAAGGACAAUUGUGCACUUUUCUCAGUGAUGUUAAAUGGGUAUCUCUCACAUCUGACGGAUGGAAAGAUGUCAGUAAUCAGAUACAUUACACAGGUUUAACCUUACAUUUUAUUGAUAACUAUGAGCUAAUGAGUGUUUGUUUAAAGACAAGUGAGUUUCAUGGUGACGCAACAGCCAGUAAUUUGGAGCAAGUUUUCAAAGAAAGUUUAGAUGAAUGGUGUAUAAAUUCAGACAUUAUUACUUCAUUCACAACUGAUGGUGCUAGUAAUUUUAAGAAAGCUGCCAAAGCCAUUGCACCUCAUAUUCAUUGUGUGGCACAUCAACUUAACCUUGUUGUUUGUGAUUCACUGGAAAAAGAUCUCAGAAUUGCGCAACUUGUUACAGCAGUUAAAACGAUAGUAACCUUAUUUAAGAAAAGUGAUGUAUUAAUGCGUGAACUUAUGCAAGAGCGGGAACGAAAGGGUUUAUCUAAACUCAAAUUGAUACAGGAUGUUGCGACCCGAUGGAACUCCACCUUUUAUAUGUUGCAACGUUAUAUGGAAUUACAUAAUGAAAUAUCACACGUGUUAUUGUAUAGUGGUAAAAGAGACAUCGAUUUAAGUGAUGCACAAAUUGAAUGUAUCGGUGAAAUUGUUAGUGUUUUGGAAGUGUUUGAAGAAAUAACAUGUGAUAUUUCAGGUGAAAGUUAUAUAACAAUAUCGAGAAUCAUUCCGUUGAUCGCAAGUGCCAAAGUUAUUCUGGAAAAGAAAAGAAUGAACAAUGAAAUAAGCAAAAAUCUCAUCAGCAGCUUACGCCGUGGGUUGGAUAAUAGGUUCGGUGAAAUCGAAAAGGAUAAAUUAUUUGCUUAUUCCACACUUCUCGAUCCUAGAUUUAAAAAAGUUUCCUUUUUCUCCACUGCUGACUGUGCUCUUAUGGUCUCUAAGUUGAAUGGUGAACUUACUGAAGUUGAACUCUCUCAGAGACCUCCGAUUGAAGCAGAUGAAGAUGAACCAAAUAUCUGGAAAGUGCAUUCAAAGAGAGUUCGUGCUUUAUCUGAUCCAACUGCAGGAAUGCAUUCAGGUCUAAAACAUUACCUUGAUGCAGAUGUUUUACCUAGAAAAAGCAACCCUUUGAUUUUCUGGAAAGAUAAUAAAGAUAACUGGCCACAUUUACAUAACCUAGCAUUGCGUUACCUCACUAUCCAGCCAACUUCUGUUCCGUGUGAGCGCCUUUUCUCAAAAGCAGGUUCGAUUAUUACAGAAAAGAGGAAUCGGAUAAAGCCUGUUAAUGUUGAUAAAUUAUGUUUUCUUUCUUCUCUACCAGAAAGCUUUAUCUAAAAUUAUAUAUGAAUAAAAGUUACUUGAUUUUUUACGAUAUUUCUCGAUUUUUCGAUUUUUUAUUGAUACUUUUCGAUACUAGUAUCGAACGAUAUAAUCGAUAC